This is a messenger RNA of Racocetra fulgida, 666 nucleotides long. NCBI's taxonomy places the organism in Eukaryota, Fungi, Glomeromycota, Glomeromycetes, Diversisporales, Gigasporaceae. The record is from the annotation of a GenBank genome assembly.
AUGCCUGUAAUCAUGGAAAAUGAAUCGGACUAUUUGGCAAAAUGGUUAGACCCUAAUAUUCAUUGGGAUUCUGAACUGGAGAAACUUUUAGAACCUUAUGACGGGGAUUAUCCUGUGUCUCAGGAUGUAGGAAAUGCAAGCAAUGACGAUCCGAGUCUAAUAAAUCCUGUUAAAAGAGCCGAUAUAACUAACUUCUUUCCGGUAAAAAAUGAUGAAUCAAAAGAUGCAAAUAUAUCAAGCUCGAAGCAGAUGGUUAAACAAGAUGAUGGUGACGAUGUAAAAGGAUCAACAUCUAUCAUUUCAAUUAUACCAGUUAGGCGUCCGUUGGAUGAAUCGAAAAAUAAUAUAGAAAGAGACGAAUUUUUAUUAAAUGAAGAAAGUCAUCUAAAGCGAUUAUGUGCGCUUCCUCAUUCACUUCCCGCUGAAAAUCUAUCAAAUAACGGGGCUUCAAGUACAGAACAAUUACAAACAUCAUUGCCAAACACAAUUUCUAGAAAAAAGUCCACAUUAAAUUUUAUAGUACAGAAGCCGAAGUCACUUGAUAUGAAAAAUACGACAAAGACAACUAAUGUAUUCCCUCCGAAAGAUAAAUUUUUCAAAAAGAAACCGAAAGCAAAAAACAAGGCGGAUGGAACUGCAAAAAUUACUAACUACUUUUUAAAAUAG